UAUAUUGAAAAGGGAAUGGCGGCUUCUAUAAAUAGUAGCCGGCUCAAGGCCAAGGGCGUGGGCCAACACCAAAACGCCCACAACUACAAGAAUCAGAACUUUGAGGAGCUCCGAGAGGCGUGUCUAAGGAAGGGGGAACUGUUUGAGGACCCCCUUUUCCCUGCUGAAUCCAAGUCUAUAGGCUUCAAGGAUCUGGGUCCCAACUCCAAAAAGGUGCAGAACAUCUCCUGGCAGCGGCCCAAGGAUAUCACGAAUAACCCCGUAUUCAUCACGAAUGAGCUCUCUCCCACAGAUAUCUGCCAAGGGGUCCUCGGGGACUGCUGGCUGCUGGCUGCCAUUGGCGCCCUUACUACAUGUCCCAAACUGCUGUACCGUGUCGUGCCCAGGAGCCAGAAUUUCAAGAAAAAUUAUGCUGGCAUCUUCCAUUUUCAGCUUUGGCAGUUUGGGCAGUGGAUGAAUGUGGUGGUGGACGACCGACUGCCCACUAAGAAUAACAAGCUGUUGUUCGUGCACGGUGCCCAGCGCCAGGAAUUCUGGAGCGCCCUGCUGGAGAAGGCCUAUGCCAAGCUAAAUGGAUCCUAUGAGGCGCUGGCAGGGGGCAGCACUAUGGAGGGUUUCGAAGAUUUCACAGGCGGCGUGGCCCAGAGCAUUCGGCUCCAGAAGCCCCCUCACAACAUGCUAAGGCUCCUCAGAAAAUCGCUGGAGAUGUCUUCCCUGAUGGGCUGUUCCAUCGAAGUCACCAGCAACAGUGACUUUGAAACGAUGAGCCAUAAUAUGCUGGUCAGAGGACACGCUUACUCAGUAACUGGCCUGGAGGAUGUCUCCUACAGAGGCAAGAUGGAAACCCUGAUUCGGAUCCAGAAUCCCUGGGGCCGGAUUGAGUGGAAUGGAGCCUGGAGUGACAGGGCCAGAGAGUGGGAAGAGUUGAGUGUGGACGUGCAGUUACAGCUGCAACGAAAGAAGGAAGAUGGGGAGUUCUGGAUGUCCUACGAAGACUUCAUGAGCAACUUCACACUCCUGGAGAUCUGCAACCUCACACCGGACGCACUGUCUCCCUGGGAGCACAAACGCUGCUGGCACACAACCUUUUAUGAGGGCAGCUGGCGGAAAGGGAGCACUGCAGGCGGCUGCAGGAACAAUCCCGAGACGUUCUGGAGCAACCCCCAGUUUAAGAUCUCCCUCCUGGAAGAGGACGACCCCGAGAAUGACUCAGAGAAAAGUGAGGUGGUCUGCACCUGCCUGGUGGCCCUGAUGCAGAAGAACUGGAGACACGCUCGGCCGGAGGGAGCCCACCUGCUCACAAUAGGCUUCGUCAUCUUCUCGGUCCCAAAGGAGUUUCAGAACCUCCGGAACAUCCAUCUGAAGAAAGAGUUCUUUGUGAAAUACCGGGAACAUGGCUUUUCGGAGAUCUUCAUGAACUCACGAGAGGUCAGCAGUCACCUUCGGCUGCCUCCAGGGGAAUACAUCAUUAUCCCCUCCACCUUUGAGCCCCAUAAAGAUGCUGACUUCCUGCUUCGGGUCUUUACGGAGAAGCACAAUGAGACCUGGCUGCUGGAUGAAGCCAAUUGUGCUGAACAUCUUAAAGAGGAAACCGUCUCUGAGAAGGAUUUGGACCAGGAGUCCAUCCACUUGUUUGAGAUGGUGGCAAAUGGAGACAAGGAAAUAGACAUGUACAAGCUGCAAAGACUGCUCAACAAGAUGUCGAGUAAAUUCAAGAACUUCAAGACAAGAGGUUUUAGCUUGGAUGUCUGCCGCCGUAUGGUCAACCUCAUGGAUAAAGAUGGCACUGGCAAGCUGGGUUUUCUGGAGUUCCAGAUCCUGUGGAAAAAGAUCAAGAAAUGGACGGACAUCUUCAAAGAGUGUGAUGAGGACCGCUCCGGGACCUUGAACUCCUACGAGAUGCGCUUGGCCCUAGAGAAAGCAGGCAUCAAGAUGAACAAUAAGGUAACCGAGGUGGUGGUGGCUAGGUACGCAGAUGAAAACAUGGUCGUGGACUUUGACAACUUCAUCAACUGCUUCCUAAGGCUAAAGGCCAUGUUUGCAUUCUUCCUAUCCAUGGACCCCAAGAAAACUGGUUCUAUUUGCUUGAAUAUGGAGCAGUGGCUGCACAUAACCAUGUGGGGGUAGGGAGAUGCAGAGCCUGGCCCUCCCCCCCCCCCCCCGCCAGUGGGGCUCCAGCUAGGAUGGUGGGUGCUCCUUGUCACCUUCGCUCUCCAGCGCCCCAGGUUCAGUGUUUACUCCGCGCCCCAGAUCCGGCUUUGGCUUCUCUGGCUCCCGGGAGCUCUAACCCCCAUCCCCACCCCACCGACCCCUGAGCACUCUCAGGCUCUGAGUGUUUGGUCUGGGUAAGGCAGCCUUGCAGCCAGCUUAGCACCCCCGCAUGCUAUCAAGUCACAGAGCCUUCUAGUCAGCCCUCUCGCCAGAAAUGCCGUUGUUCCCCCUCCCCACGCCAUGGACAUUAUUCUAAUAAACAGGA
Messenger RNA from Microtus ochrogaster (prairie vole), 2476 nucleotides. RefSeq names its product calpain 11 (gene Capn11). Gene Ontology annotation, molecular function: calcium-dependent cysteine-type endopeptidase activity; calcium ion binding. Gene Ontology annotation, biological process: proteolysis. NCBI's taxonomy places the organism in Eukaryota, Metazoa, Chordata, Mammalia, Rodentia, Cricetidae. Gene Ontology annotation, cellular component: cytoplasm. The record is from RefSeq and is a predicted model, not a curated record.